ACGAAACUGUCUUUUAAUUUGCAACUUUAUGAUAUAUCUUUAUAAUUUUCUAAAUUUCCCGGGUGAUGUAACCCAGAAAUGAAACCAAGGAGAUUCGAUCCUGCGAUCUGCUGGAUUAAGUCGACGGCUGCAUAAUUUAACACUAUAUAUCAGACAGACACAAAGUAUUGUGGAAAGAGUGAAAAUGGAAACUGAGAGAGAAAAAAAAGAGUGGUUGAAGCUCAAUUCAGAUGGAUCUGUUCUGCGCGCUCCACAUCCCACCACGCCUGCCUCUUCAGACUUUACAGACGGCGUUGCAUCCAAGGACGUCGUUCUAAAUCCGGAAACCGGCAUCUGGACUCGCAUAUUUAAGCCUGAAACCGCUUCUCAAAAACCGCCACUGCUGAUCUACUUUCAUGGGGGAGGAUUCUUGGUGUUUUCCACAGCCUGGGUAGAAUACCACUCAUUUUUGUACAGUUUGUCUAAAACCGCCGGCCUGAUGAUAGUGUCAGUGGAUUACAGGCUGGCGCCGGAGCACCGGCUCCGGGCAGCCUACGAUGAUUGUACGGAGGCCAUCAAAUGGGUCGCAAAGCAUGCCGCCGGGAGCGCAGAGGUGCCGGAGGAGUGGCUGUUGCCGUCCGCCGUUGAUUUUUCCCAGUGUGUUUUGGCGGGAGAGAGCGCCGGAGGCAACAUCGUUUACCACGUCGGACUGCAAGUUGGUGAGCUGGACUUGAGGCCGUUAAUGGUGAAGGAACUGGUUGUUAUUCACCCCUACUUUAUGGGUGAGGAAAUGGUAGAGACGGAUAAAGGGGAAGAGAUGAUCAAGUUCGUAGAGAUGUGCAAAAUGGGUUGGAGUAUGACUCUCCCGGUGGGGUCCAGCAGAGACCAUCCCUUCUGUAAUCCGGUGGUUUCGCCCCUCGAGCCUGAUUUGAAAUUACCACCGGUUUUGGUGGUGGUAGCAGGUAAAGAUAAACUUAGAGACAGACGGGUGAUGUUUUAUGAAUAUCUGAGAAGAUGUGGGAAGGAGGCGGAAUUGAUGGUGGAAGAAGGUGGAGUCCAUGCUUUUCAUAUUUUCAUUCCUGAAUUUGAAGGCACUCUGCGUCUUAUACAGCGUAUAUCAGACUUCGUUAAAAUCCGCUGAACAUUUUAAAAAUUACUUCUCUCAGCUGUUAUUUUCUUUAAUUAGGAGUUGUUGUGGAGGGGACACAAGGGCACUCAAGGAAAAAACCAACCAUGCCUCAAAUAAGGUAGUUAGGUUUUCAACUUUUAGGUUGUUUUCAUACUUGAUAUGGAUGCCACUUAAAAUUGUACACUUCAUGAUGUGAUCUCAUUUUAUCUCUAUCAGCGUUUUUUCUACU
This is a messenger RNA of Cryptomeria japonica (Japanese cedar), 1337 nucleotides long. Its product is annotated as probable carboxylesterase 17. The transcript has a single exon. The record is from RefSeq and is a predicted model, not a curated record. Bases 185 to 1120 code for a protein of 311 amino acids. Gene Ontology annotation, molecular function: hydrolase activity. NCBI's taxonomy places the organism in Eukaryota, Viridiplantae, Streptophyta, Pinopsida, Cupressales, Cupressaceae.